Castor canadensis (American beaver) is the source of this 1942-nucleotide messenger RNA. NCBI's taxonomy places the organism in Eukaryota, Metazoa, Chordata, Mammalia, Rodentia, Castoridae. The record is from RefSeq and is a predicted model, not a curated record.
UAAUGCAGCAUUCUUUUGGACACCACACCUAGGUCGGAGCACUGUCGUCCUUCAGGGCUCCAGCCUCUUGAUAUUUUUAUACUUCAAUAUCAGUUCGAUAGAGAAAAAGAGGGAGAAGAAGAGAGGGGGGAGAGAGAAGAGAAAGAGAGAGAGAGAGAGAGAGAGAGAGAGAGAGAGAGAGAGAGAAAAGAGAAGGAGGGGUGAGAAUAACACAAAAGAGAGAACCAAAAAUAAUUUUGAUUCCUAAGUUAAUUUGCUUGCUGAUCUGGGAUUUUAGUCAUCAUGAAGGGUAAAUGGACAGUCUGCCCAGGACCGCAGCCCGAUAUCAUUUUUCAAAGCCAGAACUUACUCCAUUUUCUAUGCAAAUGUCAGAAAAGCGAAACAACCUCUCUCCCAAGUCUGAGAAGGGGAAACGACGGCUCUCAGGUUGGGACAAUAUUAUCUGGAAGCUGAAGAAGAAACCGAACGCUCCUUUUUUUCCCCUCCCUCCCACCCUUUUCGAUCCGGAGGGGGAAAAAAAAUCCCCAAGGUCUGCAAAGCUAAAACCCAAUCUCGGAUAUACUACUAAUAGGCGCGGCGCUCGGACUAUAAAACACAACAAAUCAUAAACCCGGCGGAGCAGCAGCGGCCGUGCGCGCCUCCCCUCCCAAUGAGUUCCUAUUUCGUGAACUCCACCUUCCCCGUCACUCUGGCCAGCGGGCAGGAGUCCUUCUUGGGCCAGCUACCGCUCUACUCGUCGGGCUAUGCGGACCCGCUGAGGCACUACCCCGCGCCCUAUGGGCCGGGACCCGGCCAGGACAAGGGCUUUACCGCUUCCUCCUAUUACCCACCGGCCGGCGGCGGCUACGGCCGAGCGGCGCCCUGCGAGUACGGGCCUUCGCCGGCCUUCUACCGCGAGAAGGAGUCGGCCUGCGCACUAUCAGGAGCUGAUGAGCCGCCCCCGUUCCAUCCCGAGCCGCGGAAGUCGGACUGCGCGCAGGACAAGAGCGUGUUUGGCGAGACCGAGGAACAGAAGUGCUCCACUCCUGUCUACCCCUGGAUGCAGCGGAUGAAUUCGUGCAACAGUUCCUCCUUCGGGCCCAGCGGUCGGCGAGGCCGUCAGACCUACACGCGCUAUCAGACGCUGGAGCUGGAGAAGGAAUUUCACUACAAUCGCUACCUGACGCGGCGGCGGCGCAUCGAGAUUGCGCACGCCCUGUGCCUGACCGAGCGGCAGAUCAAGAUCUGGUUCCAGAACCGUCGCAUGAAGUGGAAAAAGGAGAGUAAACUGCUCAGCGCGUCUCAACUCAGCGCGGAGGAGGAGGAAGAAAAACCAGCCGAGUGAAGGUGCUGGAAAGGGAGGGGGGACGCGAAGGGAGAGGCCUGUGGGGAACCGAGGGCGUCGGAGAGCCGGGAGAUGGCUCUGCGGGCGGGGGAGCCUGGGGACCUGCUCUCCAGCGCGAGGCAGGCGGGGCCCUGCGCGCUCCUGGACGCCCCCGCCCGCUGAGCUCUUGCCGAGUGCUGGCAGGCCGCACGGCCGCAGUACCCCAGCGCCUCCUCCCUCCGCGAAGAACCCGCCUAGGCCCGAUCAGGCUCCCUGGUGAGAACUGAGGAUCGGACUCACUUGAUGUUUCCUGCAAGCAGAGCAAACGCUCUUGUCCGUGUCGAGUCUCAUUUCGUCCAUGUCCCCCGUGCACGGUUCAAUGGUAGAUUCGCUGUCCCCUCAGCAGGGGCCUCGAAGACUCCCUGACCCCAGACUUGUCGUCUCUUCCAUCCCCUCCCCAAAACCACUGGAAAGAGCACAUACUACCUAGAAGUAAGAAGAGGAGCCUCAAAAGAAAACAAAGUUCUAUUUUAUUAAUUUUCUAUGUGUUGUGUUUGUAGUCUUGUCUUAGCUCUGGACGUGAAAUACUUCGGUAAUAAUAUUAAUAUUAAUAAUAAUAAUAAAGACGUGAAAACUCGC